This is a messenger RNA of Alternaria conjuncta, 1827 nucleotides long. RefSeq lists its product as uncharacterized. The record is from RefSeq and is a predicted model, not a curated record. NCBI's taxonomy places the organism in Eukaryota, Fungi, Ascomycota, Dothideomycetes, Pleosporales, Pleosporaceae. The coding region runs from base 1 to 1827 and encodes 608 amino acids. The transcript has 2 exons.
AUGGGCCUUGCAGAAGCUUUACCGCACUUUCCAGAUCUUGUCUCGCUGGAUCUAUCAAAGACUGCAGCCGCGAGAGACAAGGCGGUUCUUUCCACCUUCAAGUACCUCCGAAAUCUGCGCGUGCUGAAUCUUCGCGGAAUUGGCAUCAGGGAUGAGGAGUUCUCAGUAGUUGCGCAUGCAAUCAGCAGCCGCGUCAGAAGCCUUGAUAUCAGCAACAACCUUUUGACCGACACUAGCGUGCGACUCCUUCUUGAACUGUGCUUGAAAGAGAGGGUUGUUGUGACGCAUUCUUCUCGUGGACCACUGGCGCCUGUCGAGAACGCCAACCCAACCGAUGGACCAGAGACCUUUGAAUCUGAAAACCUCGUUGGCCAUCUUCGCAAAAAGCUUACAGGCGGCUUCAUCGGCAGUCUAAGCAUUGAGGAGUCGAGCGAUGUCGGAGUUUCGCACUUGUAUCUCUCCAGUAAUGCAAUAACUGUUGAAGAGUAUGCUUCAUCUAGACUGCGAUACUUGCGGAUCAACUACGAGUUGGUAACAGAAGACGCCCCUUUGGAAACGCCCAAUUCGCCGCGCGCGGAACUCACUGGGGACCUCGCUAUCUACAAACCUCCAAAUGCGCAUGAGCUCGAAGCUGUAGAGCCACCGACACCCGAACUCGACUCCAUCCCAUUAGCUGUACACGAGGUUUCAGGGGACUCAUCAUAUCCGGUUGAGCUUCCCGGCUCACCUGUAACGCCUCAACUCGCUGAAAACGACAGGCCAGAAUCAGAAUUUCCCGAUGGUGAAAGACGAGACGCCAAAAACGUUCCUAAAAUAUGCGUUACUCCACAAUCACUACAAAUCAACCGGGAUCCUGCCUGCGCUCCGGAAGUCAUACCUGUAGACUCGCCAUUGAGCCCUCUUAGCCCACUGGGAAACGGGAUCUACCAGCCUCACGCAGCUGCAAACAGACAGGAUCCUGGAGAACGUCUUUCAUCGUCUACGCCGACCCACGGCAGCAGUGCACUGGAUCAACCGACCCCCAAGACUACGACGAGGUCACGAGGCAAUUCGUUCUACUACAUCGAGGACAGAAAAGUCCGACUGGACUUUCGCCAAGCAAGUGAACCUCGACUAAAUCCUGGGAUGCUUCCGAAGCUUCACACUCUCGUUCUAACAGAUGUGCCGACCAUGACCAGCGAUAGGAAAAUCGUUCAUCGGAUUAUACAGUUCAUCAAGGAUGCAGCCGAGGAGGCUUCAAUCGCCAAGCAACGGGCCAGGCACACUUAUGUGCUACCGCCAGGACGUAGGCGUGCCAUAGCAGAAGAAGAGUAUGCACGAAACCAGUUUGCCCUUCGGAGAGUAGUACUUGAGAUGGCGGCCCCACAGUCAGCGCCUAAGAAAAUCUCUACCAGUUGGCGGGCUUAUCCAACAAAGUCAACUACUGAAGAUGCGGACUCUGAAGCAUUUUGGGAGGCAGCAACGCAUGACUUCUCCUUCUUCGACGAUGAAGAGUGUGGACAGCCUGGUCGUGAGCCAGGCCGCAGUCUGCCCUUGGCAGCUAUGAGCGGAUUGGAGCUUGCACCUAGCAAUCCCGUCUCACCAGUGGACCCCAGUAAAGAUGUUCAUGAUGCAAUUCCGCUCAUCGAUGUGGUGGGUGAGAUUGGCAAGUUUCGGCGAGAAAGGAAGGCCGCAUACAAUAAUUUAGUGGAGAUGGGCAAGGCUGAACCCGAUGUAGAGGGGUACUGGCCUGGGGAUAUUACGGUCCUAAGGAAGCCGGCAAAUUCAGAAGCUGGGGAACUCGACUGUUACGGCAAUCGGUAUGAGUUGGGUUGGUUCUACCGUUGA